CAGAAAUGCGCGCCCAUCUUUAGCUUUAGAUAAAGUUAAAAGUCUGGUUUGUUGUUGCUGUUUUUAUGGGGGUUGUUUGCUCUUAUAAUGGCAGUCGGUCAACUCAAUAAAAUGUAUAUUUCAGUCUAAGACCGAAGGCAGAGAAUACGAUGUAGCUAACGAAGCUAUAUCUCUAGACCAUUCAAUAUUUUUUAGUUACUUGCUAGCUAGCUAGUCAUCAGUGUUUACAACAACUAGCUAGAUACGUGUUUCAGACGUCGAUUGACACAAUUUAUGGGCAUAAUUACGGCUUAAUUUGUACUUCAGAUAAGUAUAGCGAUGUCGUGCACCCUGGAAAAGGUGUUGUCUGAUGCUCGGACCUUGCUGGAGCGAUUAAAAGAUCACGACACAGCAGCUGAAAGUCUAAUCGAGCAGUCCAGUGUUCUCAACCAGAGAAUACAUUGCAUGAAGGAAGUCGGAAAUGCUCUUCCUGACAAGUACAUGGAAACAAUUCCAGGAUAUCAGGAGCUGUCUAAAUCCAAACCACACAUUCUCCUGACACAAGAGAACACCCAAAUUAAGGAACUUCAGCAAGAGAACAAAGAGCUUUGGCUUUCUUUGGAAGAGCACCAGUAUGCUCUGGAGUUGAUCAUGGGCCGAUAUCGGAAACAAAUGCUGCAGCUGAUGAUGGAAAAGAAGGAGAUGGAUACCAAGCCUGUGCUCAGCCUUCAUGAGGAUCAUGCCAAGGAGAUGCAGAGCAAGCUGGAGCGGAUUUGUGAGAUGGGCCAGGUAAUGCGCAGAGCUGUACAAGUGGAUGACCAGCACUACUGUUCUGUGAAAGAGAGACUGGCUCAGCUGGAGAUCGAAAACAAGGAGCUGCAUGACCUCUUGUCCAUCAGUAAGACUGUGUUAAAACCACAGCAAGAAGAGGCAAGCCAACCAGACACAGAGCCCAAACCCAAAGUUAUUGACAAGGAGUGAUGAUGUCUGAAGAUUGCUUACAGUUAUGCCUACAGUUCAGUGCAAUGUCUGUUGAACGCUCUCAGGUCACCUGCUGAUGUACAUGUGUGUUGUGGCUUUUUGGUCUAACUGACUGGUCUCAGUGUAACCUGGAAUUUUCUUACCCACUGAAUAGAGUUUUAGGGGGAAUGUUGUUUUCUGUCUCAGGAAAGACGCUCAGCCUCCAUUUGUUUAAAUAGAAGACAAAUCUAUAACAAAUUGAAAUCCUCAUGCAACCUGAAAUUGACCUCAACAUAGAGUGCCUUGCAAAAGUAUUCAAUCCCACUGCACAUUGAUUCUUAGGCUGAAUCAUUCCUGAAUUAUUUUUCUGUUUAGUGCACUUUUGACAAUCCUCUUGGCAUUUUAACUAAAAAAAAAAAUUCAUUAUUCUUCCCACACUCUGUUAUUCAUAUUUAGGAAAAGAGUUGAAAGGAGCCAAUAAAAAUUUUUGAGGACACACUGUUGGUGAGAUUAGUUACCUGCGAUGACGAUUAACAAGCCACUACCUGAAACAAUUAUCCAAAAGAGCAUAGUUUAAUAAAAGAUUCUGAGGCAUCCAGUCAGUGUAUUAGAGCUGAAUAUGUUUGCAGAUGUAUUGUUCAUUGUAUAAAAGUUAUCACUCACUUCUAUUACCUGAUGUUAGCAUGAAAAUUUAAUUUCACCAAAAAAAGUCUCUGGAUAGUAACCAAGUAAAAUACUUUUGCAAGACACUUAUUAACUUUUUUGUAUCCGUGUUUCUGAAUGGCCUGCAGUGUUUAUUCAAAUAAAUGUAUUUCCUCUAUUUCA
Molecule: messenger RNA, 1764 nt
Organism: Tachysurus fulvidraco (yellow catfish)
Lineage: Eukaryota; Metazoa; Chordata; Actinopteri; Siluriformes; Bagridae
Gene: sike1
Product: suppressor of IKBKE 1
Exons: 5
Coding region: 319-960 (213 amino acids)
Source: RefSeq, a predicted model, not a curated record